AGUACAUCGCUAAGUCAUGUAUCCUAAUGUCACCUGUGGUAGCAUGAAACGGCUGUGCGGCUCAUAGAAUUAAUUACACAAUAUUUAAUAAAAAUGGACAACUUUAAUUUCGGUGGGUCGCAGUUAUCGCGAAAUGAAAUAAUUCAGUUACUACUUCGAGUGUCCAUUGCAUCUGUCAUCACAUUUUAUUCGGUCAAAUGGAUGAUGAACCAACUCGAUCCCACGAGCAAGAACAAAAAGAAGGCCAAAUUGCGUGCUGAAGAACAAUUAAAGAGGCUAGGCGAUCAGAGUGGUUUCAAAGUAAAUCCACAACAAUUUAAUGACUAUGAACUUAUGAUUGCCACACAUUUAGUUGUGCCUGCAGAUAUAACAGUGAGCUGGAAUGAUAUUGCUGGACUUGAUGAUGUUAUCCAGGAAUUACGUGAGUCGGUUGUGUUACCAGUGAGACAUCGGGAUUUAUUUAAUCAGUCAAAACUGUGGCAAGCACCAAAAGGUGUAUUGUUGCACGGACCACCGGGAUGUGGUAAAACCUUGAUCGCAAAAGCAACUGCAAAAGAAGCUGGUAUGCGUUUUAUAAACUUGGAUGUAGCAAUUCUAACUGACAAAUGGUAUGGUGAAUCACAGAAAUUGGCAUCGGCAGUAUUCUCGUUGGCUAUUAAAAUUCAGCCUUGCAUAAUUUUCAUAGACGAAAUCGAUUCAUUUUUGCGCAGUCGCAACUCUAACGACCAUGAGGCUACCGCAAUGAUGAAAACUCAAUUUAUGAUGUUAUGGGAUGGACUUAAUACAAAUUCAAAUUCAACAGUUAUUGUUAUGGGCGCAACAAAUCGUCCAAAAGAUUUAGAUAAGGCUAUCAUUCGCCGUAUGCCCGCACAAUUUCAUAUUGGACUACCGACCGAAGUCCAACGAUUACAGAUUUUGAAAUUGAUUUUAGAAACUGAAUGCGUACACAAUGAUGUUGAUUUUAAUCGUUUAGCGAAACUAACAAACGGAUUUUCUGGUUCGGAUUUAAGAGAAAUGUGUCGAAAUGCUUCAGUCUAUAGAAUGCGUUUAUUCAUGCGAUCUAAUGAGAAUCAACUAACCGAAACGUCGGCGUCAUUAGCUCAGCCAUCUACAUCGGCACACGCUGCUAUCGAAUUGAGUAAUUCUCUAAUUGCUAUUUCUAUGGAAGAUCUCCUUAAAUCAUAUGAUAAAAUGAAGGAGUCAAAAUUGCACACGGGUAAUUUAUUUAUGGAAAAUCGAAUAGAAUUAGAUUAGAUACAUAGUUAACGAAUAUACAGUUGCUUGAAAGUUACACACUUACACGCAUUCAUACAUAAAAAAUAUUCACAAAAGUGAUUGAUUCCAAAUUGUUUGUUGGAAAUGAAUUAUCUAUAUAUAUGUAGAUUUAACACCUGAAUCAAUUUGUUUUAUACAUUUUUAUGUAGAAAAUAAAAAAAAUAUUUAGUAGUACACUACUAUCUGAGCAAUUAAAUAUAUACACAUAUUUAAAAAAAGUUACUUAAAAACCAACUUUUAAUAUAAUAAUAAAAUGUAUAUUCUUGCCUAUUAUUACAUAUAUUUGAUGACAAAAUAAAUUAUUAUGGAAUCUUCAUGGGACUUUGUUUUUAAUCAUAUUACUCAUGCUCUGAUAUUUUAAUAUAGGGAACCCCAUAAUUUUAGAUGGUCUAUCGAUGGACGCAAAAGAAAUUGUUCAUAGAAAAUUUUUGAAAAUAGUAGUAUGCAACGAAAAUUGAAUAGUAAAAUAUAUAAAUGUUUUAUUUUCUUUAUUCUACCAUUUUAUUUAAAAUGAUUUUAACAAAUUUUACAACUAAAAAGAAUUAACAAUUGUAAAGUGCACUCCAUACAAAUGUACUUCCACCAAUUGAAAACUCGAUAACUUUUUUCUAAUCGAGAAUCGAACGAAAUCAUCGAUACAUUGGUCGAUUUUCGCAAAUUCACAAUUGUGUAUAGGAAUUAGUUUAAUUGUAGCGUGUACAUCUCCCAAUCAGCGUAGUAGCGAAAUUUGCGGACUUCGUAAUUCUAAAUAAUUAUUUAAAAAAUGGCCUCAACUCUAGCUGCAGACCGUUUCUGGGUGGAUAAGGCAAAUUGCCAUAAUGCCGAACGUCAAUACUACGAA
Messenger RNA from Zeugodacus cucurbitae (melon fly), 2116 nucleotides. RefSeq names its product outer mitochondrial transmembrane helix translocase (gene nmd). Gene Ontology annotation, molecular function: ATP hydrolysis activity; ATP binding. The transcript is spliced from 2 exons. The coding region runs from base 94 to 1254 and encodes 386 amino acids. Lineage: Eukaryota; Metazoa; Arthropoda; Insecta; Diptera; Tephritidae. Gene Ontology annotation, cellular component: mitochondrial outer membrane. The record is from RefSeq and is a predicted model, not a curated record.